AUGUCUGGCAGAAUCGAUCAAGACCAGAAGCUCUUCGAGACAGGAAACUUCGCCGACUUCAUCGUCAAGUGCGAUGGCCGAGAAUGGAAGCUCCAUAAAGCCAUUCUAACCUCUCGAUCAGAGUGGUUCCGCCGCGCCAUCUGCGGAGACUUCAAGGAAGCUAGGGAGAAUGAGCUCGUCCUUGAGGAGAAGGAUCCCGACUCGGUCCAUGCCAUGCUGCUAUGGGUCUACACCAAAACCUGCCAAUCUUUCGAUCCCUCCAUCUUCGCCAACGAAGACCUCCUCUACGGCGCCUACGCCGAGCUCUACAAAACGGCCGACUUCUUCCUGCAAGCCGACCUCAAAAAGGAAGUCCGUGGCCUCCUGGCCGCGCACCUGAUGUCGAGGGCCGUCCAGAUGGCAAAGCUCUACUGCAAGAAUCCCCCGCACGCAGGCCACGAGGUUUUCCUUAGCGACGACGUGCUGCGCGGGCUGAAGCUCGGCCUCGAGGUCGCGUACUCGUACGACUUUCCUGAAUUGCACGCCGUCUUCCGCCAGAUCGUCGAGAUGACCAGCUUCUGGGUCCUCGAGGACGCCAAGUUCGUCGAGAUACUUGAUGAGGUGCCCUUAUUCGCUGUUGAUAUCAUCAAGCUGAUUCCUAGGAGCUCACAUUUCUUACAUGUACCCGUGGCGGUGCGUCAGGGCCGUGCGAUGAACGCGCAGAACCAACCAAGGGCUAGGGUGGAUGACAAUGGACUGGCUGCCGGGGGUUGGCUCGGGAAGUUCGGCCGUGGGGUUAAGCGGGCUUGUCGUGGCUUCGUUGAGGUGAUGGCUGAGGAAGAGUCUGUAUAA
This is a messenger RNA of Pseudomassariella vexata, 831 nucleotides long. RefSeq lists its product as uncharacterized. Gene Ontology annotation, cellular component: cytoplasm. The transcript has 4 exons. The record is from RefSeq and is a predicted model, not a curated record. Gene Ontology annotation, biological process: proteasome-mediated ubiquitin-dependent protein catabolic process; regulation of proteolysis. NCBI's taxonomy places the organism in Eukaryota, Fungi, Ascomycota, Sordariomycetes, Amphisphaeriales, Pseudomassariaceae. Bases 1 to 831 code for a protein of 276 amino acids. Gene Ontology annotation, molecular function: ubiquitin protein ligase binding.